Messenger RNA from Hibiscus syriacus, 1023 nucleotides. RefSeq names its product transcription factor GTE9-like. Lineage: Eukaryota; Viridiplantae; Streptophyta; Magnoliopsida; Malvales; Malvaceae. The transcript is spliced from 10 exons. The coding region runs from base 270 to 1013 and encodes 247 amino acids. The record is from RefSeq and is a predicted model, not a curated record.
GAGGAAAAACACAAGCUAGGUGUAGAGUUGGAAUCUUUACUCCCAGAAAAGCCAAUGCAUAUCAUUGAUUUCUUGAGGGAGCAUAGUUCAAAUGGAAGGGAAUCGGAAGAGGAAGAAAUUGAGAUUGAUAUUGAUGACCUCAGUGAUGAUACCUUCCUCACAUUGCGGAAGCUUUUAGAUGGCCAUUUGCAAGAGAAACAAAAUUGCAAAUCAAGAGCUGAACCUUGUAAAAUUCAGGUACAAAGAAAUCUGGACUGUGCAGUUCACCCAUGCAACAAGGUAGAGGGGAUGACCAGGGUAAAGAGCUUGUUGAUUCUAGGGGAAAUGAGCCUCCUGUGUCAAGCUAUCCACCUAAGGAGACAGAGGAGACAUGCCUUAAAAGCAUCAAGUCUGCCAAUUCUGGAAGCUCUAGAGACUCUGGAAGUGUUGACGGUGAAGCUGUUGCUGCUAAAGCUUCAAGUCCGGUGGGUUCUCAUAAGGUACUGGAAGCUGUAGAUUCUGGAACUCAAUUUGAUGAGAAGACGAGUGUCAAUAAUCCUCUUGAUAGGAAUAAAUAUGUUUGUUUCGAUCAGCUUGAGCAGACUUCUCAGGCAAAGUCAAGUUCUGUCGAGUCAGAUUGUCACCAAGAUGGGGAGAGUGCUCCAGCUGAGAGACAGGUGUCUCCUGAGAAACUCUACAGGGCUGCUAUAUUGAAGAAUCGAUUUGCUGAUACCAUUCUGAAAGCUCGAGAAAAGACGCUUACUGCACAGGGUGAGAAUGUUGACCCUGAACAACUGCGCCGUGAGAGAGAAGAACUUGAACAUCUAAGUAAGAAAGAAGAGGCACGGUUGCUAGCAGAAGCCAAGGCUGCUGAAGAUGCUCAAAGACGAGCCGAAGCCGAAGCUGCAGCUGAGGCCAGACGGAAAAGGGAGCUUGAGAGGGAUGCCACACGACAGGCAUUACUGAAGAUCGAAAAGACCGUUGAAAUCAAUGAGAAUUCCAGGUUUCGAGUUAGGUGGCGUUUAGUUCGUUAGAAUGUUUAUG